Candida tropicalis MYA-3404 is the source of this 2256-nucleotide messenger RNA. It is a transcript of the gene CDC53, whose product is annotated as cullin. Gene Ontology annotation, cellular component: SCF ubiquitin ligase complex. Bases 1 to 2256 code for a protein of 751 amino acids. Lineage: Eukaryota; Fungi; Ascomycota; Pichiomycetes; Serinales; Debaryomycetaceae. The transcript has a single exon. The record is from RefSeq and is a predicted model, not a curated record. Gene Ontology annotation, biological process: SCF-dependent proteasomal ubiquitin-dependent protein catabolic process; protein ubiquitination. Gene Ontology annotation, molecular function: ubiquitin protein ligase binding.
AUGUCAGCCACACUUCCAGCAUUCAGUGAUUUGAGUGAAACCUGGAGUUAUAUUCAACCUGGUUUGGAAUACAUUUUGGGUGCUCAUGGUGAAGAAGGUGUAAAUGCCGUGAUGUAUAUGAAUUGUUAUACUGCAGUUUAUAAUUAUUGUGUUAAUAAAUCACGACGUGGAACCAAUCCAGCAUCAAUUGCAAACAAUUCAGAGAAUAAUUCAUAUUCUCUUGCUGGUGAAGAAAUUUACAAGAAAUUACAAGUUUAUUUGACACAAUUUAUUAGAAAUUUGAAAAGAAACCCUAAUGAAACAUUUUUAGAUUUUUAUGUACGUAAAUGGAGAAGAUUUACCAUUGGUGCCGUAUACAUGAAUAAUGUUUUUGAUUAUAUGAAUCGUUACUGGGUACAAAAGGAAAGAUCUGACGGUCGUAAAGAUAUUUAUGAUGUUAAUACUUUAUCAUUGAUUAAAUGGCGUGAUGAAAUGUUUCAACCAAAUGCUGAUGAAUUGAUUGAACAAGUUUUGGGUUUAAUUAAACUGCAAAGAGAUAACACUCUUGUAGACACCAAUUUAAUUUCUAGUGCUAUUAAAUCAUUGGUUUUCUUGAGUAUUGAUAUUCAAGAUUUAAAGAAACCAAACCUUAUCAUUUAUGUCAAUUCCUUUGAACAACCAUUCUUGAAGGCAACAUCGGAAUAUUAUGCUCAAGAAAGUUCAGAAUUUUUGAGUACUCACAAUGUUGUUGAUUACAUGAAGAAAUGUGAAACAAGAUUAAAUGAAGAAGUUUCCAGAUCUAACAAUUAUUUGGAAGAACGUACCAAGAAACCAUUAUUGGAAGUUUUGAAUGCUUCAUUAAUUGAAAAACAUGCCAAUGAAAUGUAUGAUCAAUUCCUUGUUUUAUUGGAACAGAAUCAGAUCGAACACAUCCAACGUAUGUACAAAUUACUUGCUAGAGUUCCAAAAACUUUAGAUCCAUUGGCUAAGACUUUAGAAGAAUAUAUCAAGUCACAAGCUGCUGCCGCGUUGGAAGAUAUUCAAAAGCAAGCAGAAAACUCCGAAGAUAAGAAAAAGACCGUCGAACCAAAAACUUAUAUUCACACAUUAAUUUCCAUCUACAACCAAUUUAAUGAUAUUGUCAUUAGAGCUUUCAAUAAAGAUACAAAAUUUAUCAAAUCAUUGGAUAACGCCUGUCGUUACUUUGUCAAUAAAAAUCCAAUUGCUCUUCCAAAACCAAGAAGUCCCUGCAGAACUCCAGAGUUAUUAGCCAGAUAUGCCGAUGGGUUCUUGAAAAGCAACUCCAAGGAUAAUGAUAUGAAUGCCGAUAAUUUGAUGAUUGUAUUUAAAUUUAUUACUGAAAGAGAUUCAUUUGAAGAACAUUACCGUCGUCUUUUGGCCAAGAGGUUGAUCAAUGGUACUUCCAAAUCGGAAGAAUUAGAGGAAAGUGUUAUUCAUAGAUUACAAGAAGAAAACUCAACUGAUUUCACCAUGAAGAUGACCAAGAUGUUUACUGAUAUCAAAGCAUCUGAUGAUUUGAAGAUGAAAUUCAAAGAUAAAGAGAAUGUUAAUUUUGAUUUUGUACCAAUGAUUUUAGCUCAAAGUACAUGGCCAUUCCGUCACUUAAAAGAUUAUGAUUUGAAAGUGGCACCUGAAUUACAAGGUACAAUUGAUUCUUUGAAGGAAAUGUAUUUAGAACAAAGUCAAGGUAAAAAGAUUCAAUGGCUUUGGAAUCACGGUAGAGCCGAACUUAAAGCGCAUUUAUCUAAAGACAAGAAGAAGCCACCUUUUAGUUUCACAGUUUCCCAUGUUCAACUCAUGAUUAUUUUGGCAUACAACAAGAAGAAUAGUUACACUUUUGAUGAAUUGGUGGAAAUUGUUGGCGUUAAAAGAGAAACUUUACAAAGUCAUCUUACUCCAUUGGUUAAAUAUAAAUUACUUAAUGAGAAUGGUGAUCAAUUGGUAUUGUGUGAAUACUACCCAUCCAAGAAAACCAAGGUUAAUUUCACUAGUUCCAUUGCUAGAGCCAAAGAAGAGGAUUCUGAUGAAAUUGGUAAAGAAAUUCAACAAUCUAGAAUGUAUCUUUUAGAAGCUACUGUUGUUAGAAUUAUGAAAUCCAAAAAACAAUUACCUUCCAAUACCUUAUUGAAUGAAGUUUUGGUGCAAACAGGUAAUAGAUUUACUCCAAAGAUUAUUGAAGUUAAAAGAGCCAUUGAUGGAUUAAUUGAUAAAGAAUAUCUUAAGAGAAAUGGAGAAGAUUUUGAAUACAUAAGUUAG